AUGCAGACUUUGAAGACAGUGGAGACUCAAGUUCCCUUUCUGAAGGAGAGUUUCUUCACCACCGCUUUCAAAGGCAGGAGGAAGAGCAGCGUUACCAACCUCCUCCGUAAACAGCAGCACUCACUUCUACAUCAGCAGCAGAGUAUUUUAGAGCAUCCGCAGCACAGCGCCACUCAGUUUCUUCCCCCUCCAGUUGUAAAUAGUAAAGGGCAGCAAACCCCGGAGCAUAAGCGCCUCGCUCGCUCAACCAGCAGCCCGUUAUGCAAGACAGCUGAGUGUGCAGGAGCAGAUGGGGAUGGAGAGGAGGGGCAAAAAGAGAGAAAGGAUCAGAGAGUGAGGGAUGCUGCGCCGGGGAGGGGAGGAGAGCCAGGAGUGAGUGGUAGUGAGCCCGACGAUGUCAGUGCCAGUCUCCUCCUCCUUUCAGCAUCGGCGGCACUGGGGGAGGCAGCAUCAUCCUCACAGCUGCCAUCAACUGUAGUAGGCAGACAGCAGGGAUUAGCUAGCAGUGAAAGGGCGCUGACCAACACAGCACCAUCAGCAGCAGCAGCCGCCGCCGAGGAGGAGUCCCAGCAUGCCCUGCAUCGAUCCCAGCAGUAUGGCCUGUUAGCCAAGGGUGUUCGCCUGCUCAGGAACAUGGGAAACCAGGAGACAAAGCAGAAGAAAGGAGGAGGAAGUGGAGGAGGAGCAGGGGAUGUGACCUGUGAUGCUGAGGCUGACGAGAGAGAAGUGGACAAAAAAUCGAAAAAGUCCCAUAAUAAACCAAAUAAAGGAGGGGAGCAUGGCGGUAAGAAGAAGUCCAAGUCUGAUUCCAAGAGUUCUGUGUUUUCUGGCAUGAAGAUCAGGAAGAGUUUAUCCAGGGUGAAAGGUUUGUCCAAGGAUGACAUUUUGGAAGAUGGAAAGUCGGCGAACUUUGGCAAAGAUGGGCUCACGCCCGGGGUGGAGACGAGCCUCUCGGCUGAUGAGAUGGGGAUGCUAUCUGACGCUGAAGGGGACCUAAGCCACUUGACCGCAGACGGCCGCCAGUCUGCAGAGGAUGAGAUUGGCCGCAAGACAAGCUCAGGGUCAGACGCUGACCUCUACAGUUUUCACUCAGCAGCAGGUGAAAACGAAGACCUGCUCUCUGACAUCCAGCAGGCCAUCCGAGACCAGCAGGUAACCAGCAAUGAUGUACAGGAUGUUUUGACCAGGUCAGCCUCUGACGGGAGCAAAGAACCAAAAACUGCAAAAUGUCAUCAGCUUUUUAACCUGGAUGAUGUGAAUUUCACUCCACCUGUCGCCUGUGAAACUGCAGCUCAAGAGCAAAACCACUCGUAUGGGAAACCUGAGAGCGAAAGCAAUGAAAUAGCAGUGUCAAGAAAAUCAUCUGGUCCGGGGUCCUUGAGUGAAAGUGGUCCGUCAUCUUCAGCGCCGGACACAGAAAGAAGUAGCGGUAGCAUUUUUCCAAAGACCAAUAGCACUUAUAGCUUCCCAGACACAACAGCAACAACAACCUCCUAUGAAAGUGCAGAGGAUGAUUUAGAAAGCCCAGGUUUAUUCCCCAAACUGAGUGAAGACAAUCAGCCUGCAAAAGCCAUUAACUCAUGUCUUCCAAGUGUCCAUGUGGACCCUGUAGUGGAAGGAACGGGCCCAAUUGGAGCCCACAGGAGUGCAAGCAGCUUGGACUUAUCUGUCGAGAGGGAGGAUGAGGAAACCGGGAAACGAGUGUUUCUGUCUCUCAGGAGAAGAAAGAGCAGCAUGUCCAGUGGCCACCUGACUCCUGACAGCCCCCUCGGUUCUGAACUAAGACGGACAUCCACCAGCUCCUCAUCCACCGUCAAACUCUACCCACCAGUGCACCCCUCCUACGUUAAGACCACCACCAGGCAGCUCACUUCCCCAAUAAGCUCUCCCAUUACAAGCCCUGAUGUGCCUCGUAAAACGCAUGCCACCAUCAGUCCACUGGAGCCCGGCGGGACUCCGGGGUUCAGGGGCCGCCGGCAGAGAUCCUCCUCCAUCGCAGGGCCCAUUGGCGCGUCUGCAGACUGGUCCCUGGAGCUGGAAGAGCUCAGGGGAAGACAGGUUGUCGGUGGGGCCAUCUUCAAAGAGCAGGACGCCCCAGAUAGGAGUGGCACAGGUGGGACUUACUGGACCCUGGGCUCCAGGAGAGCGUACCACGGACGGCAGAGCUCCAGCACGACAGCACCCUACCUGGAUGUGUUUUCAGGUCGCACUCUAUUGGAUAGGCUUUGUUUACAUCAUGGAGACGGGUCAAAAGAAGAGGAGGCGAGAGAACUGUGCCAUCGAAUGUUGGUCCAAGGUCUGCUGCACCCCUUCAGCAACGGCAGCACAGAGCCACACAGUGACAGCCCUGUCUCUGCAGACUUUAAUGAAGAGCAGCUGUACACCUGGGCCUCGGUGGGCCUGCCAGUCUCUUCCCACCUGUGGGAACUCUAUGGGGGGCGCCCCACAGGCAGAGCACAGAUCCUGAGAUCCUCUUUGCUUCAGUCGUCAGCCAAGACACCAGGAGUUCUUCACUUUGAGACGGAAUCCAGCAGGUUGAAGUCUGGACAGUCGUCGUCAGAGGAUGAAAGCGGUCUUAUCCCUCAGCUGGAGAAAACCAUUGAUGACCUGCGGAUUAAGAUCGCUGUGCUGCAAGGCCAGCAGGUAAAGAGCGGCGGGGAUGAUACUGGCGGUCUGGGGAACGGUCACCGCAAGGCCUCAGAGAGAAGGUCGGUGAAGACGAGUCAGGAGGCGUCCGUCCAGACCUCGCCCGAGGACGACGGCGUUACGUCCGAUGUGCCUUCGGGCGGCGCGUUGCCCCCUGUUUCAUCGGCCGUUCCAAAACCCGCACAGAGUUUUGUCUGCACCUGCCAACAGAGGCAGCAGAGCACCGUCCAGCCCGGUCCUCCCCCACCUCCCCCUCCUCCACCUCCUCCAAUGGCUGGAGGCAUGCCACCACCUCCACCACCUUUGCCGGGGGGUUUCAAUCCACCGCCGCCGCCGCCACCACCUUUACCUGGCCUCGGACCUUGCCCACCUCCCCCUCCUCCACCUCCUCCACCGCCGGGUUUUGGUGGAACGCCGCCGCCUCCCCCGCCUCCCCCGCCUGGCUUUGGGCCACCGCCGCCACCUCCUCCCCCGCCGGGCGCGGGCCCUCCUCCCCCGCCCCCUCCGCCCGGAAUGGGGCCCCCUCCUCCGCCGCCACCCCCGGGCUUCGGGCCUCCGCCACCGCCAGGCCCCAUGCCCUCCAUGAUGGUCCAGGAAGCCGCCCCUGCCAAGGCUGUGAUUGAGCCCCCCAAGCCAAUGAAGCCCCUCUACUGGACACGCAUACAGCUGCAUGCUAAAAAGCACACUGACUCACUGGUGUGGGAGAAAAUUGCAGAACCAACUGUGGAUUUUGAAGAAUUUGUCGAACUUUUUUCCAAAAGUGCUGUUAAAGAGAAGAAGAAGCCAAUUUCAGACACAAUCAGCAAGUCGAAGGCCAAACAGGUGGUGAAGCUCUUGAGCAACAAGCGUUCCCAGGCUGUGGGCAUCCUGAUGUCCAGUAUUCACCUGGACAUGAAGGACAUCCAUAAUGCCGUCCUAAAUAUGGACAACACUGUUGUUGAUCUGGAAACUCUGCAAGCCCUGUAUGAAAAUAGAGCUCAAGGUGAUGAGAUGGACAGCAUAAAAAAGCACAUCAAAUCGACCAAAGACAACGAGGACGCCAAACCACUGGACAAGCCAGAACAAUUCCUGCUCCAGUUAUCACAAAUCCCCAACUUCUCCGAGCGGGUGUUCUGCAUCCUGUUCCAGUCGACCUUCCAUGAAUGUAUCACCUCCAUCCUCCGUAAAAUAGAAAUCCUCCAGAAAGUCUGCAAGACUCUCCAGAGUAGUAAGUGCGUAUUGCAGGUGCUUGGCUUGGUCCUGGCUUUUGGCAACUUCAUGAACGGAGGUAAUCGCUCUCGAGGGCAGGCAGACGGCUUCACCUUGGACAUUCUGCCAAAACUGAAAGACGUUAAAAGCAGCGAUAACUCCCAGAGUCUUUUGUCCUACAUUGUUGCUUACUAUCUACGGCACUUUGAUGAGGAUGCUGGCAGAGAGUCGUGCGUCUACCCUCUUCCUGAGCCCCAGGACCUUUUCCAGGCCUCCCAGAUGAAGUUUGACGACUUUCAAAGAGAUCUCCGCAAGCUGAGGAAAGACCUUAACGCCUGCUCAGCUGAAACAGAGAAAGUAUGCAAGCUAUCCUCUGAAGAGACCCUGCAACCCUUCAAGAGCAAGAUGGAUGAGUUUCUCAAUCAAGCCAAGACUCAGUUGGAAACACAAGAAAAGCAGCUGGCCGACACUCAGAAGAUCUUCUUGGAGCUGAGCGUGUCCUUCUCGGUUAAACCCAAGGCGGGAGAGAAAGAAGUCUCUCCCAACACAUUGUUCUCGCUUUGGCAUGAGUUUUCCACGGAUUUUAAAGAGCAGUGGAAGAAGCAGAACAAGCUAAUGCUGCAAGAACGUGUGAAAAUGGCUGAAGAGUGCUUCAAGCAGGCCAGGGAGAAGGCUUCUUAUAACGUGAAGCCCAAACACGCAACAGGAAUAAAAGCCAAGCUCGGUCAGAAGAUCUGAGGCGCAGAAUGGAAAAUGAUCAUCACCAAGCCUAUUGCACAAGCUCUGUUUGUACAAUCUGACGUGACUCAUGAGUCAUUUUUAACAUUCAUUUGCUUCCACUAUUUGUUUUCACUCCGUUCGGAGCUGUUGUUUAUUUUCAGUUGUUUCAGAGUGGAUAUUAUGUUGUUUAAAAGUGGAAUGAAGCGUUUCAUUUGCAGCCACCCUUUCACGUCACUCGGCAAA
This is a messenger RNA of Salarias fasciatus (jewelled blenny), 4797 nucleotides long. RefSeq names its product formin 2a (gene fmn2a). Gene Ontology annotation, cellular component: actin filament; cytoskeleton; cytoplasm. NCBI's taxonomy places the organism in Eukaryota, Metazoa, Chordata, Actinopteri, Blenniiformes, Blenniidae. Gene Ontology annotation, molecular function: microtubule binding; actin filament binding. Gene Ontology annotation, biological process: actin nucleation; cortical actin cytoskeleton organization. The coding region runs from base 1 to 4572 and encodes 1523 amino acids. The transcript is spliced from 17 exons. The record is from RefSeq and is a predicted model, not a curated record.